Molecule: messenger RNA, 381 nt
Organism: Aureobasidium melanogenum CBS 110374
Lineage: Eukaryota; Fungi; Ascomycota; Dothideomycetes; Dothideales; Saccotheciaceae
Product: Sm-like ribonucleoprotein
Exons: 3
Coding region: 1-381 (126 amino acids)
Biological process (GO): nuclear-transcribed mRNA catabolic process; spliceosomal snRNP assembly; P-body assembly
Cellular component (GO): spliceosomal tri-snRNP complex; P-body; U6 snRNP
Molecular function (GO): U6 snRNA binding
Source: RefSeq, a predicted model, not a curated record
AUGCUCCCUCUCGGUCUCCUCACCGCGGCGCAAGGCCAUCCUAUGCUUGUAGAACUCAAGAAUGGCGAAACAUUGAACGGGCAUCUGGUCAGCUGCGACACAUACAUGAACCUCACACUGAAGGAAGUCAUUCAAACGAGCCCUGAGGGCGACCGCUUCUUCAGACUACCCGAAUGCUAUGUUCGCGGAAACAACAUCAAAUACCUGAGAAUGGAAGAUGAAAUCGUGGAUCUCGUCAAGGACCAGCAAGCCAGCCAACAAGCCGCUAGAGGAGGACGCGGAGGCGGUCAAGGCGGAAGAGGCGACCACAGCGGGCGUGGAGAUCGUGGUGGUAGGGGAGGUCGUGGCCGUGGAAGAGGCGGUCGUGGUCGUGGUGGUUGA